This is a messenger RNA of Euleptes europaea (tarantolino), 1065 nucleotides long. It is a transcript of the gene GALT, whose product is annotated as galactose-1-phosphate uridylyltransferase. The record is from RefSeq and is a predicted model, not a curated record. The coding region runs from base 85 to 1065 and encodes 326 amino acids. NCBI's taxonomy places the organism in Eukaryota, Metazoa, Chordata, Lepidosauria, Squamata, Sphaerodactylidae. Gene Ontology annotation, cellular component: cytoplasm. The transcript is spliced from 11 exons. Gene Ontology annotation, biological process: beta-D-galactose catabolic process via UDP-galactose, Leloir pathway. Gene Ontology annotation, molecular function: zinc ion binding; UDP-glucose:hexose-1-phosphate uridylyltransferase activity.
GGGGAGAAGUUCUGCCCGGGCGAGCACCAGCACAUCCGCUACAACCCGCUGCGGGAUGACUGGGUCUUGGUCUCCGCCCACCGCAUGCGGCGCCCCUGGCAGGGGCAGGUGGAGAAGCCUCCCCGAGAGGAUGUUCCGCGCUGCGACCUGGCCAAUCCGCUGUGCCCCGGGGCUAAGCGAGCCAACGGAGAGGUGAAUCCUGAAUACGAGAGCACGUUUGUCUUUGACAACGAUUUCCCUGCAUUGCAGCCGGAUGCCCCCGAGCCUGGUGCUGGUGAACACCCUUUGUUCCGCGCAGCGUCUGCUCGAGGCGUGUGCAAAGUCAUGUGCUUCCAUCCCUGGUCAGACCUCACUCUGCCCCUCAUGUCGCUCGCCGAGAUCCGGGCCGUGAUUGACAAAUGGACGGAAGUCACUGUGGAGUUGGGGGCCUCCUAUCCGUGGGUCCAGAUCUUUGAGAACAAAGGAGCCACGAUGGGCUGUUCCAAUCCUCACCCCCAUUGCCAGAUCUGGGCCAGUAACUUCCUCCCCAAUGAAGCCACCCUGGAAGACCGGACACAGCAGAAGCACCAUCGCGAGCAGGGCGUCCCGAUGCUUCUUGAAUAUGCCCAGUUGGAGGCUGAGAGGAAGGAGCGGAUCGUGGUGGAGAACUCGGACUGGCUGGUGGUUGUCCCCUACUGGGCGGUGUGGCCUUUCCAGACCCUCCUGCUGCCGCGGCGGCACGUCUCCCGCCUCCAGGACCUCCGCGACAGCGAGAGAGACAGCCUGGCUUCCAUCAUGCAGAGGCUGCUCACCAAAUACGACAAUCUCUUCCAGAUCUCCUUUCCCUAUUCCAUGGGCUGGCACGGGGCCCCGACAGGGCCGUACUUGAAUGCCGACUGCAGCCACUGGCAGCUGCACGCCCACUACUACCCGCCCUUGUUGCGUUCGGCCACGGUCCGCAAGUUUAUGGUUGGUUAUGAAAUGCUGGCACAGGCUCAAAGGGACCUGACUCCAGAGCAGGCUGCUGAGCGUCUGAGGAACCUGCCCGAGGAGCACUUCCGGCUGAGUCGGAGGGAAGCCGCAUAG